AUGUCCACCAAAGGAUUCAUCGUCUACAUCGUAUCCGGUUUCUCUGUUGCGGUUCUCUGUGCGCUGUUCCUCACCAAAACCAACCAGUACUACAAACAUUCCGUGUCACUUUUUCCUAAUUCCCAUGGCCAUUAUGGAUUCGAUGAAGUUUGGCCCGAAUUGGAGGUGAGUUGGAGACUUGCGUUGGCCACCGCGAUUGGGUUUCUGGGAUCUGCUUUUGGAACCGUUGGUGGGGUUGGUGGUGGAGGCAUUUUCGUUCCCAUGCUCACUCUCAUUAUUGGUUUUGAUACCAAGUCUGCUGCUGCUCUUUCUAAAUGUAUGAUAAUGGGGGCAUCAGCAUCAUCCGUUUGGUAUAACCUUAGAGUGCCUCAUCCAACCAAAGAGGUUCCUAUAUUAGACUAUGAUCUGGCUCUUCUUUUUCAGCCCAUGCUCAUGCUUGGUAUCACUGUUGGUGUUGCCCUCAGUGUUGUCUUCCCCUACUGGCUUAUCACUGUCCUCACCAUUAUUCUCUUCAUAGGCACCUCCUCAAGGUCUUUCUUUAAGGGAACUGAGAUGUGGAGGGAAGAGACUAUUCUUAAGAAAGAAAUGGCCAAGCAACAAGCGACUUUUGUUAAUUCUCAUGGCGAACUUCUAAUCGACACAGAAUAUGAGCCAUUGAUUCCUAAAGAAGAGAAGUCACCUAUGCAAGUUCUUUGUUUCAACCUUAAGUGGAAAAGGAUUUUGGUGCUAAUGGCCGUGUGGGUUUCUUUCCUAUUACUUCAAGUCGUCAAGAAUGAUGUAGAGGUUUGCAGUGUAUGGUAUUGGGUGCUUUUCUGCUUACAGUAUCCUAUUGCACUUGUGGUGUUUAGCUGUGAAGCAGUGAGAUUGUACAAGGAUCACAAAAAGAGAAUAAGCACAGGGAACCCGGAAUCCAUCUGCGAGGCUUCAAUUGAAUGGACUGCUUUACACAUUUUAUUUUGUGCACUUUGUGGCAUCUUAGGGGGAACUGUUGGAGGCCUACUUGGUUCUGGAGGUGGGUUCAUUUUGGGGCCUCUUCUCAUUGAGAUUGGUGUCAUCCCCCAGGUUGCUAGUGCCACAGCAACAUUUGUUAUGAUGUUUUCAUCAUCUUUAUCUGUGGUGGAAUUCUACCUUCUCAAGAGGUUCCCCAUUCCUUAUGCGUUAUACCUCACCACAGUGUCUGUUUUGGCUGGCUUCUGGGGACAGUUUUUUGUGAGAAAAUUGAUGGCAAUUCUUAAAAGGGCUUCAAUCAUUGUAUUCAUCCUCUCAGGGGUCAUUUUUGCUAGCGCUCUCACCAUGGGUGUUGUUGGCAUUGAGAAGAGCAUUAAAAUGAUCCACAACCACGAGUUCAUGGGAUUUUUAGGCUUUUGUAGCAGUCAGUGA
Messenger RNA from Abrus precatorius (Indian licorice), 1380 nucleotides. RefSeq names its product sulfite exporter TauE/SafE family protein 4-like. NCBI's taxonomy places the organism in Eukaryota, Viridiplantae, Streptophyta, Magnoliopsida, Fabales, Fabaceae. The coding region runs from base 1 to 1380 and encodes 459 amino acids. Gene Ontology annotation, cellular component: membrane; Cul4A-RING E3 ubiquitin ligase complex. Gene Ontology annotation, biological process: protein ubiquitination. The transcript has 12 exons. The record is from RefSeq and is a predicted model, not a curated record.